Aspergillus piperis CBS 112811 is the source of this 981-nucleotide messenger RNA. RefSeq names its product mitochondrial 54S ribosomal protein mL38. The record is from RefSeq and is a predicted model, not a curated record. NCBI's taxonomy places the organism in Eukaryota, Fungi, Ascomycota, Eurotiomycetes, Eurotiales, Aspergillaceae. Bases 346 to 936 code for a protein of 196 amino acids. The transcript has 2 exons.
GGUGCAUACUGACUGUUGAACAUUAUUCCCUUUUUUCCAGAACCAGAUGUUCAGCAACAGUUUCACGUGAAGCACUCAAAGGAGAUGGUUUCCGUAACGGCCACAUGAUAUCCGACGUUUCACGGAUUUAACCCUAAAAUGGAAGCGGAACGACGGGAAUUCUGCACAAGCCGGGCCCGCUGCCGAUCCACUCGCCAACCCGAUCCAGCAUCAUCCGCCGAUGUAUGACGAAGCCUUCGGCGGACGGAGCUGAUUUUAACCUCCGUUCCUGAACGUUAUAUAGACAUGGGACGAUCCAUUGGAACUGUAUUCCUGGCCAGACCUCUUACGCUUUAACCAUCCAGCAUGCGUUAUCUCUCCCUUCUAUCCGCCCUCGCCGCCACCGCGCUGGCCCAGACGCCCCCGGGCAGCUCCCCAUCCACCAACAAGAACUUUGGUGUCGCCUUUCCCAAUGCCACCGUGACCCCUGGUACCUGGAUGAGCCCGGAUGACAUCACCAGCCAGCCGGCCAUCUAUGUCACCGAGAACCUGAACAAGGAUGCCACCUACAUGGUUGUGAUGCUCGACCUCAACAUCCCUGAUUCGGAUGUCACCACCGCCGCCUACUACGACACUCUCAUCCCCGGUCUGGCUGUCAACACCACCACCCGCCUGCACUGGUGGGGUGGCAACUACACUAUCCAGAACGGACGCUUCGUUAACUCCAGCGAUGCUAUCUCCGAAUAUACGGCUCCUCGUCCCCGAGACAGCACAAACCACACCUACACGCUGUAUCUGUUUGAUCAGCCCGAGGGAUAUGUGCCUUUCGAGGAGGCAGCGAACGGGACUUAUUACUCGCAGACUGCUUUUGCGCGGUUCAACUUCACUCUGGAGCCGAUCUUGAAGGCGGUUGGGGGGCCGGUUGCGGCGAAUUAUUUUUUGAGUGAUGAGAUCUAGACUGUCACACAGCCUGGACUGGUCAUAUCUAUGCUUCUCGGUCAG